UCAGCGAACACACACUCAGCGAACACACACUCAGCGAACACACACUCAGUGAACACACACUCAGCGAACACACACUCAGCGAACACACACUCCCAUCCCGACCAUGACCACCUUUGACGACAUCCUGGAGGAGGCGGGGAAGUUCGGCCGCUGUCAGAAGCGGAUCUUCGCUCUGCUGUGUAUGGUGUCCAUGCCGUGGGCGGGGGUCUACGUGGGGAUCGUGUUCCAGGGCUUCACCCCGGACCACUGGUGUCGGGUCCCGGCGCUGGACGAGGCCAGGCGGACCUGCGGGUGGAGCCCGGCGGACGGCCGGCGACUGACGGCGCCGCUGGUCAACGUGUCCGGGGAGCUGCAGUACAGCGCCUGUCUGCAGUACGACGUGGCGUGGAACGCCAGCGCCCUGACCUGCGACGCAGAGGAGGCCGAGCCCGACGCCACCCCCACCACCACCUGCCAACACGGGUGGGAGUACGACUACGAAGGACGGCAGAGCUUCGUAACAGAGUUCGACCUGGUGUGUUCCAAUGCGUGGCUGGUGGACCUGUACCAAUCCACUCUGAACGUGGGCUUCCUGAUCGGCAGCGUCGCCAUCGGUUACCUGGCCGACAGGUUUGGCAGGAAAAUGAGCUUCCUGAUGUCCAGCCUGUUGAAUGGGAUCGCUGGGAUACUGGUGGCCGUGGCUCCAAACUAUGCGUCCUUACUGGUUUUCCGGACGCUCUAUGGUUUUGGGGUGAAAGGAGGCUGGGUGGCCGGAUACGUGCUGAUCACAGAGAUCGUGGGGGUGGAGUACAGACGCACAGUGGGGGUCAUCUACCAGAUGUUCUUCAGCGUGGGCAUCCUCAUCCUCCCUCUGGCCGCCUACUACAUCUCCGACUGGCGUUGGCUGCAGGUGUUCAUCACCAUCCCCUACAUCGUCUUCCUGGUCUAUUAUUGGUUCAUUCCAGAGUCGCCCAGGUGGCUUCUGUCCCAGAACCAGAAGGCCAAAGCAGUUGAAAUCACAGAGGCCAUGGCCAAGGAGAACCACAUGACUCUGUCCAAGAACAUCGAGACUCUGACCGAUGACAACGCAGACUCCACCACCGCCUCCUUCAUGGACCUGAUCAGAACCCCCAAAAUGAGGAAACACACUUUCAUUCUCAGCUACAACUGGUUCACCAGCGCCGUGGUCUACCAGGGUCUGAUCAUGAGGCUGGGCAUUCUGGGAGGAAACGUCUACCUGGACUUCCUCAUCGCCGGUCUGCUGGAGUUCCCCGCCGCCUUCCUCAUCCUCUUCACCAUCGAACGCAUCGGGCGACGCCUCCCCUUCGCCUCCGCCAACUUCGUGGCCGGAGCAGCGUGUUUCAUCACGGCGUUUAUUCCUGAAAGUAUGUUCUGGUUUAAGACGGUGGUGGCCUGCAUCGGUCGUCUGGGUAUAACCAUGGCCUUUGAGAUGGUGGUGUUCGUCAACACUGAGCUCUACCCGACGUUCGUCAGGAACCUGGGGGUGUCGGUGUGUUCCACUCUGUGUGACAUCGGGGGCAUCGUAGCUCCGUUCCUCCUCUACAGACUGGCUGUCAUCUGGCUGGAGCUGCCACUCAUCAUCUUCGGGUCUCUGGCGUUCCUGGCCGGAGGUCUGGUGCUGAUGCUUCCGGAGACCAGAGGAGUUCCGCUGCCCGACACCAUCGACGACAUCGAGUUCCCAGAAAGACUGAAGGUGAAAACCCUGCAGAACCAGCAGACGGACACCCUCCUCCCCAACAAAGACGUCACCACCAACAAAGACCCUGCAGGAGUUUAACCCCCAACCUCCCACCACAGUUAAGGAGGAAAUGACCAGCCCCGCUACGAAAAGGAGUUUAGAAGUGCUGUUCAACUGAGCAGAGUCAGCAAACGUCCAACUGUAAUUAUGGAGACGAACAUUGUUUUAUUUUAACCAUAGGAACCAAAUUAUAAAAAAAAAAAAAAAAACUACCAGGAUCAGA
Sphaeramia orbicularis (orbiculate cardinalfish) is the source of this 1961-nucleotide messenger RNA. Its product is annotated as solute carrier family 22 member 2-like. Gene Ontology annotation, molecular function: transmembrane transporter activity. Bases 104 to 1777 code for a protein of 557 amino acids. The record is from RefSeq and is a predicted model, not a curated record. NCBI's taxonomy places the organism in Eukaryota, Metazoa, Chordata, Actinopteri, Kurtiformes, Apogonidae. Gene Ontology annotation, biological process: transmembrane transport. Gene Ontology annotation, cellular component: membrane. The transcript has 11 exons.